This is a messenger RNA of Teleopsis dalmanni, 653 nucleotides long. RefSeq lists its product as uncharacterized. The coding region runs from base 11 to 613 and encodes 200 amino acids. The record is from RefSeq and is a predicted model, not a curated record. The transcript is spliced from 4 exons. NCBI's taxonomy places the organism in Eukaryota, Metazoa, Arthropoda, Insecta, Diptera, Diopsidae.
AUUUCCUGAAAUGAGGCAGGUAAUAUUUUACCUUCUAGUAUGUAUCAUACAUCACGGAGCAACUCUUUUAAGUGUGGAAACCUACAGCUAUAAAAUAGAAUUCAAAGAUGAAGAUAUCUUAAGCAAAUGUAAAAAUUAUCCCAAAAACUUUUUGGAUAAGAUUGCGGAUAUAAAGGACUUGAAAUUUAUAAGAAUGAACAAUGAUACAAUACACGUUAAAGGUAAAGCAAAAAUGACCGCGGAAUUGCCGAAGAAUACACCCAUCAAGGUUUAUGGGCAGAUUUACAAGAAAUCCCGAGGGCAAUGGGUAAACACAAUUUACAACUUCGCUCGACCAGAUUUGUGUACUGCUUUGUUUACACCAGGCGAAUACUGGAGUAAAAUGGUGCAGCAAUUAUCUAUCAAAAGACGUCAAUGUCCAUUUCCAAAAAAUUAUUCCCUUAACUUCGACCUUUUUACUGAUCUUAUUGCAAACGACAUUGUUGACAAAAAUGGCAGUGGCGAAUAUAAAUUGAAUGCUAAUUUCGGUUACGGCACCAAAGAAGACGAAUUUAUUUGUGUAAAUAUUAUUUUUUAUGCGACAAGAUUUGACAACACGCGGUUAAAGGUAUAACUGUAUGAGAUACUUAAUGUUUACUUCAAAGUACAACAAA